AACUGUCAGCUUAACUACACAUAUGUAGUCUAAUGUACAAUAUACAUUGUUUCUUUAGACGCAAUUUUUUUUUAUUAUAUAGUAAAUAAAUAACUACAAUUAAUGUUGAAAACAAUACUCAAAUUAACUAAUAAUAAUUGUGUAGUUUUUACUAAUCGGAUAAAAUUAAUACAUGCAAGUUUAAAUUCACAUCAAAGCAUCAAGAAGAUGUCCUCAAAAGCGUUAGAUGCUGUACCUAAAGUAGAUAUAGAUCCUUCUGGCGUAUUUAAAUAUAUUCUAAUCAAAGUACAUGACGAAGAAAAAAACAAUGAAGAAACUUCUACUGUCAUUGUUCGGGGUUACAAGAGAUGCAAUUACCAUUCAGAUAUAUACGAUGAGGUUCAAGAGAAACUACAGCCGUUAGACUGUGAACCAUUAGGUGGGGGAAGAAUAUCACAUGAGCCAGAUAAUAAGAAAAUUCACAUCUAUGGAUAUUCACAAGGUUAUGGCAAAGCAGACCAUGAAGUAACCGCCAAAAUUGUCAAAGAUGCAUACCCCAGCUAUACAAUCACUGUUAGUGAUGAGGGAUAUUAAAUGCAGUGCUAUGUGAAUGAAAUACAAUUAUUUAAGUAUUAUUUAAUGUAAUGUUGUUUUCUAGCUUUUUUACAUGUUAUACCUACUAUAUAUACAAAAAGAGAUGUGUGCAAUUUGCUGUAAUAUACUACUUUUAUAUUCUUAUAUGAUUAAACUAUUACAGGCAAUAAAUAUGUUAAAAUAGAAAAUUCUGUAUUUGGAAUAACUUUAAAAAAUAAACUUAACAUUAUUGCACUGAA
Galleria mellonella (greater wax moth) is the source of this 812-nucleotide messenger RNA. RefSeq names its product 14 kDa phosphohistidine phosphatase-like. Gene Ontology annotation, cellular component: cytosol. Lineage: Eukaryota; Metazoa; Arthropoda; Insecta; Lepidoptera; Pyralidae. Bases 103 to 573 code for a protein of 156 amino acids. Gene Ontology annotation, molecular function: protein histidine phosphatase activity. Gene Ontology annotation, biological process: peptidyl-histidine dephosphorylation. The transcript has 3 exons. The record is from RefSeq and is a predicted model, not a curated record.